UCACACCCAGCUGCUGCACUCCAAAUGACACAGACAGAGAGACAGACAGACAGACAGACAGACAGAGAUCCUGUGACGUGACCCCUCAGCUCCCUCAUGAGCACUGCCUGCGUAUCUGACCUCUCUUGCUGUUGCGAUGGUGGGAUCCUCCUGCAGCUUGAUCUUAAGCGUCGAGAAGGGCCGCUGCCCAGAGCCCGGGAAGGGCCCUCCGUCGCUGAGGAGCCAACAGAAAGUCUCGUGUGGUGUGCUCACUCUUUAACCAUUUCUAUGCCUGUGUGAGUUUCUGUGUGUGUGUGUGCAUGUGUGCGUGUGUGGUGUGUGUUGUGGUUCUGUACGUACCCGUAUGCAUCGAUGGCUGGGCCCGGUGGCGCCCGAGCCGUUGCUGCCCUGAGACCGCCAUCUCCAGCACCUGCUGCAGCACACUGGGAGGUAGGGGGACAGUCCCGCCCAGCACGCAGCUGCCGCUCACGUCACUGACCAAGGCGUAGGUGCGCCAGAUCUGGAAAUCCUUGAGGUUCUUCACGUACUCCUUGUCAGGAAGGGCGUCUGCCAGCGACUGACGGACCACACCACACACACAGACCUGGGAGAAAAGGUGUGUGCUUGUGUGUUUGUGUGUUUGUGUGUGCUGCGUACCCUGGCCUUUGAGAACUUCUCGAGAAGUUCCUGCUUGGUCAUGCCCAUGAAGGUGGCCUACAGAUCCAAAUACCAACGCACAUACACCUGCGCGAUUCACGACGUUCCACAGGCUGACCGGGCGAGAUCGCAGCCCCAUCAGCGGCGCUCAAAGCAGCGAAAACCCCCCACUCCGCUCCUCAUCCCGCGCUGACUGGCCAUCUCGAGGAACGCCCGGAGGGCCGUGUUGAUGCGAGUGGAGAGGGGCGGUUGCCCAUCUCAGAUGCCGCCCUCCACUCCUUAGACACACCCUCAACCCUCCCCAUCUCCCGCCCCUGCAAGAAACUCAUGAUGGGUGACCUCACGGCCAAGGCCAGCCGACGCAGCCGACCCUGCUGCCGCGGGUCGCCGAUGGUGGGGAGCUGUGGGACCGCCAUCGCCAGCACCUGCUGCAGCACACCGGCAGGGAGGGGAAUCUGCUGGGCUCUCGGUGUGCCGGCGGUCGAUGACGCAAUAGCGCUCGCCGAGUGCAGUGGUGGCAAUGGCAAGGAUGCGCUUGAUGAGGUGCCUCUCGAGAUGGUGGCGGUAGGCCUCGAGGAUCUUCUCCUCUCACAACACCCGAUGCGGCACUGGCAGUGGCCGCACGCCCGCCCCGGCCACCGAUGCCCCGAACUCCAGCAGCGUCAGCUUGCGGUAGAGCGGCCGCGGGAAGGCGUUCUGGUCGUUCUUGUUGGCGUCGAGCCGGGGAGGAGUGAGGCCGUCCGGUGUGAAGUUCUGCCGCCGUCCCGCUCCCGUACAGCCACCCCGUUGUGGUGCGGUCGUCAGGGAAAGCAGUUCAGCGGGCAUUGGCCCGUUUUUUGACUUUUUUC
Molecule: messenger RNA, 1484 nt
Organism: Vitrella brassicaformis
Lineage: Eukaryota; Vitrellaceae
Source: the annotation of a GenBank genome assembly